UAGUCAAUUACAAAAAUAUUCAAUAGCUGCAGCCCUACUUGACACUCAGCUUUAAAGAGAUAAAUUGAGGGGUUAAACCACCUAAUAGCUCCCGAGCGCAACCACUGCUGCAGCUCACCGCUCAUCUAGGGGAUGGGUCAAAUGCAGCGAUGUAAUUUAUGUCACCAGUAUGUGAUGGUGACUGAUGGGACUUAUUUGUGCUUUUUGAUAUUGAGAGCCAAAAAGCUCGCUGAUGAAACAUUGUGCGAGGUUUAGUUUAAGAGCAACGAGUCAUUUUGUUGUACUUUUCUGCCUUUUACGUUAUAACCACAUCAAACCACCUCACAAGGCUGCGAUUUUCAGAGUUUACAAGCAAGAGAAUGUAAACAAUCCUUUUAGUAUGAAACUAUGCUCUCAGUGCCGUUUUUAAUCCAUCCACAAAGAGUCCAACCUAUGAUUUAGAGACGGUAGAAUGUCGAGGCUGCAGCGUGGAAGCCACAACGAUCCGAAGGGUCAAAGAUUCAGGAAGUCAGUCUGGAAAAAUCAUGAUUGGUUUUGAGUUCAGGGAUGUGUUUUCCUUUGCUUUCUUUUCAGAGACAUUGGAAAAGGGUAGAAAAGGGGCAGCCAGACUGGAGAAAGUUCUUCUCCUUUGGUCCUUAUCUCUGCAGGACCACAGAUGAGUGUAUUUGUCUUUUAAUAAGGGAGGUAAAGACGCUGUGAUCUUUUAAGAGUUAGAAGAAGAACAGAAAGCUGGGAUCACAGAGUUCAGAGUUGGACUGGCUUACAGAGGCAGGAUGCCAAAAACUCUGGUAUACAUUUGUGUGUGUGUGUGUGCAUGGAUUAUAAUGGCAUGAGGCUAGGCGCCAGGGUGGACAAAUGUGUGUGUAUAAGAUGUUGGGUGAAGCACACACUCCUCUGUUGGCACAGUCAUGGACAAACAAAAGUCUUCUGGAUUCCUGUGGGGUUUCUGGCGCGGUGCGUGUGUGUACGUGUAUGUGCACGAGCAUGCUGUGCAAAAGGAGACAGCAGUAGCUAGGUAAAGAUGGCUGCAGAGUUAAGGCACGCUUUGCUGAUGAUCUGGGAUCAGCUUACCAACCUCAGAUCCAAUUAUCUUAACCGUUAAGACCGAAAAUCGUCGCUGACUUGAGAUCGUCCAUCUGUCAUGCUGUGUUUUGUUGUUUUCUUUCUCCCCACACAUGCUGCGUGGUUGCCAACAAGUGAACUUCAAGAAUGUGACAAAGGAUGAAAGAAAGCUAGGGCAGUGGAAAAAUCUGUGCUUUUUAGGCUGAUUUGUAAAAAUUUCCACAACAAAUGGGCUUGUUUUGGUUCCAGAAUACUUCCAAAUGUUGCUAUCACCAAAUAAUAAACAGAGGAGGGCUGGUAUUAUGUGAUCAAGUGUGAUUAUUGUCACAGACAAUGGUAAGUCUCGCCUUUUGUGUGACGGAGCCGCUCAAACAGAUAUUUUCACAAUCGCUGAACGCAGUUUAAACAUCAACCAGAUUCCCAGAGCAUGAGGUGGGCUGACAGGGAAUAAUAGCAGGAAAUGUGUAACACUACAGGAGGCAUUAGCAGAUAUGACUUUGUCUUUGUGUUUACUGAAGGAUAGGCAGUUACCCGUGGCAGCAUCGACGGUGUGAGCUCAGAUACUGGUCGUCAUGCCUCCCACCACUCCUCAUGCAGGGAAGUUCAACUCCUGCCCUCCUUACAGUAACAACAACCAUCCUCAGCCUCAGAGCCCGUACCGAAGCCACACCGCGCCGAAGCCUUCGAGGGAGAACGUGUACAACGGGGCCUACUCCGUGGCCGAAAACCCCUACGAUGUACCGCAGCCUCACGCUGCCUAUCGCAGCUGCUCGGUUUCCUCUGUGAAUGCGAAUGAGCACCAUUACAGCAGCAGCUGUGCCAUUUCGGGGAACCCAUACUCUUUGCCGCAGCCCCAAAGCCCUCGCCAGCACAGCACUUCCUGUCCGGGCCGGGCGUACCGUCACACGAGCAACUGCAGCAGCAGCAGCAGCAGCGACCAGUCCUGCCGUAACAGCGGGUCCUCAGCAAAAGCUCGGCUUUGUGGGCACAGCAUCACUGCCAGCUAUGGGGAGAUGUGUUACCAUGACAACAGUUUGGUUUCAGCUUCGCUCGAGGCGCUGAUCCAGCACCUGGUUCCUACAGUGGACUACUACCCUGAUAGGUCAUACGUGUUCACCUUCCUGCUGAGUUCACGCCUCUUCCUGCACCCCUAUGAGCUGAUGACGAGGGUUUGUCACCUGUGUGUGGAGCAGCAGCGGUCCGGAGAUGCUCUGCUGGAUAAGAUCCGCUUUCGUGAGGUGGCACCUAAACUGGUCCAGCUUUUGACGGAGUGGACAGAGACGUUUCCGUACGACUUCAGAGACGAGAGGAUGAUGCGUUGCCUUAAAGACAUGACGCUCCAAGUGGCUCGAGGGGAUGAGUAUUCCUGGAGGGCCAUGCAGCAGAUGACCCAGCGUCUCAUCAAGCGCCUGUCUGCUCUGGGUCAGUAUGAGGAGGCCGUGGCGGCGCUCAACGCCGUGGCACAGGAGCGUCCCACCUCUCUGAAAAGCAAACAGACGUCAGCUCAGCGGAGCGAUAUUCUGAGCGUGUGCGAUGAUCCCUUCAUCCUCGCUCAGCAGCUAACACACAUCGAACUGGACAGACUGAGCUUCAUCGGCCCGGAGGAGUUCAUACAGUCAUUCGCUAUGAAGGAUCCUCUGGAGAACCACAAGGGUUUCUUCCGAAAACGUAAAACCAGCAACCUGGAGGCCUAUGUCAACUGGUUCAACAGGCUGAGCUUCCUGGUGGCUACUGAGAUCUGUAUGCCAGUGAAGAAGAAACACCGAGCGCGGAUCAUCGAGUUCUUCAUCGAUGUCGCUCAGGAAUGCUUCAACAUUGGCAACUUCAACUCUCUGAUGGCCAUCAUCACUGGGAUGAACAUGAGUCCUGUCGCCAGGCUGAAGAAGACCUGGAACAAAGUCAACACAGACAAGUUUGAAAUCCUGGAGCACCAGAUGGACCCGUCCAGUAACUUCAGUAACUAUCGCACGGCGCUACGCGGCGCCACCCAGAGGUCUGAGACUGCACACAGCAGCCAGGAGAAGAUUGUGAUCCCAUUCUUCAGCCUGCUCAUUAAAGACAUCUACUUCCUGAAUGAAGGCUGUGCCAACAGGCUGCCUAAUGGACACAUCAAUUUUGAGAAACUGUGGGAACUGGCAAAGCAGGUGAGCGAGUUUCUGGUCUGGCGUCAGGUCAUUUGCCCUUUCGACAGAGACCGCCGCAUCCUUCAGUAUCUUGUCACCACGCCCGUUUUCACUGAAGACGAGCUGCAUUUGGCUUCAUAUGAGAGCGAAGGACCGGAGAACAACAUGGAGAAAGACAGUCGGAGGUCCCUCAGGUCUUCCCUUCUCCAUCGAGAGAAUCGAUCUUAAGACUUCUUCCACCAUACCGGUUUAGAAAUAAGAGGCUACACUUCUUAUUCCUGUGGACAGCAUUUGCAUCCUGGACUUAGACUCUGCUCUCUGGGACGAUGGAUGUAGUUCAGACAUCUUUACAAGAAGUUUGCAUGAGUCAUGAAUCAGAAACUUAGACCAGUGUCGGUGACGACGUGACUUAUUUUUAUGGACGAAGAUCACUUUGGAACAUUGUUAUCCAGAACAACUCCGGCUUGUUCGACUAAAGUCACUAGUGGGAUAUCAACGUGGAUUUCUGUUUGCACCACUGGUUCUGAGGUCCUCCCGAUUUUGAAGUUUUAAUUCAAAAAGAGACCGUUAUGGAUCUGAGGAACAUCACUACUCACACGAUACAUCUGGACACCAUAGAAACAGAUAAUUAGAUGAGCUGAUUGAAACUUCGUAUGAGGUAUAAAUUCAAGGCUCUAAAGUGUUUUGUCAUAACCUCGGGUCGAUCAAGCCUUCCGUUUGUCAGCUCAUAAUGAAAAUCAGAGCAGCAGCAGCAAACUCCGUGUUCAGCGUUUCAUCUGCAUUAGAACAUCUGGUGACGUCUGUAUUCACCAGAACUGUACACGCGGCAGCAACAUCGUGCAAACUAAAAUGAAAUGCACUUCAGUGAGUUUCUGUGUUUUUAUAGGUGGCUGAUCUGUAUGAGUCUUUAUGGCAUAAAACUGUAUUUUGUAUCAGAAGCUUAAAACUUUUUUAAAUCACUGAGUUUCACAAUGAGCUUGUUGCUGGUUGGCUGGCUCUGUGACAUAAAGCUAUCACACUAGUUUGUAUGUAUUAUGUAUAUAAAAAAAAAGUAUUUCUGGUCAGACUGAAGCACAAACGUGUGUGUGUUUGUGCAGCAUAUAUGUAAAAACAACUAACUCCUACCCACCUGCUAUCAUGUGAGAGUUGUAAUAGCCAGCUUUGUGCGAGAGUCAUUUUAUUGUUUAUUUUUAAUAUUUUUGUGUAUCUUUUGUGCUCGCAGAGGGUACUUGUGCUAAUAAUUCUUGUGACUUUUUGUUUAAAUAAACAGAAUGUGUUUUGAUAUUUUCUAUUAAUAAAAAGUUACUGUAUCAAUGUCA
Messenger RNA from Nothobranchius furzeri (turquoise killifish), 4504 nucleotides. The record is from RefSeq and is a predicted model, not a curated record. NCBI's taxonomy places the organism in Eukaryota, Metazoa, Chordata, Actinopteri, Cyprinodontiformes, Nothobranchiidae.